Messenger RNA from Manis javanica (Malayan pangolin), 2310 nucleotides. It is a transcript of the gene SLC17A9, whose product is annotated as solute carrier family 17 member 9. Gene Ontology annotation, biological process: ATP transport; transmembrane transport. Gene Ontology annotation, cellular component: membrane. The record is from RefSeq and is a predicted model, not a curated record. Gene Ontology annotation, molecular function: transmembrane transporter activity. NCBI's taxonomy places the organism in Eukaryota, Metazoa, Chordata, Mammalia, Pholidota, Manidae.
GCGUCCUGGGAGCGCCAGACGGAAGCGCUGCUGGGACUGACACGUGGACUCGGGCGGUGCUGCCCGCGUGGGUCGGCCCGCUUGGAGCCGGGGUCCUGACACUGCGCCCGCGGCCGUCUGCGCCCGAUGCAGCAGCCCACGAACGAGGGUCGCCGGGAUGCGGCCCAGGACGCCCAGUGGUCCAGGCCCGAGUGCCAGGCGUGGACGGGGACGCUGCUGCUGGGCACAGGUCUGCUGUACUGCGCGCGUGCCAGCAUGCCCGUCUGCACCGCCUCCAUGAGCCAGGACUUUGGCUGGAACAAGAAGGAGGCCGGCAUCGUGCUCAGCAGCUUCUUCUGGGGCUACUGCCUGACUCAGGUUGUGGGCGGACACCUGGGGGACCGGAUUGGGGGCGAGAAGGUCAUCCUGCUGUCAGCCUCCGCCUGGGGUCUUAUCACUGCCGCCACCCCUCUGCUCGCCCGCCUUGGCAGUGCCCACCUGGUGGUCAUGACCUCCUCUCGCGUCCUCACGGGCUUGCUCCAAGGGGUUUACUUCCCUGCUCUGACCAGCCUGCUGUCACAGAAGGUGCGGACGAGCGAGCGAGCCUUUGUCUACAGCACCGUGGGGGCCGGCUCCCAGUUUGGGACACUGUUGACAGGGGCCGCGGGCUCCCUGCUCCUGGACUGGUAUGGCUGGCCAAGUGUCUUCUACUUCUCUGGCGGGCUCACCCUGCUGUGGGCAUGUUACGUGUACAGAUCUCAUCCUGGCCUUGGGCGUUUUGGUGCAAGGCCUGCCGGUGUCCAGACACACCAAAGUUCCCUGGAGACAGCUUUUCCAGAAGGCUUCUGUCUGCCUGUGCCCCCCACCCUGGAGUCUGGGCAGGGGCCCAGGUGCAGGAUACUGAGCCCAGCCACGGCCCGCAGGGCAGCCAUAGCCUCCCAGCUGUCCUCAGCCUGCUCCUUCUUCAUCCUCCUGUCUUGGCUGCCCACCUUCUUUAAGGAGACUUUCCCCAGCUCCAAGGGCUGGGUCUUCAACGUGGUGCCCUGGCUGGUGGCCAUUCCCGCCAGCAUGUUCAGCGGGUUUCUCUCCGAUUGGCUCAUCAAUCAGGGUUAUAGGACCAUCACCGUGCGGAAGUUCAUGCAGGUCAUGGGCCUUGGCCUGUCCAGCAUUUUUGCCCUGUGUUUGGGUCACACUUCAAGCUUUUGUAAGUCUGUGGUCUUUGCAUCAGCCUCCAUCGGCCUCCAGACCUUCAACCACAGUGGCAUUUCUGUCAACAUCCAGGACCUGGCCCCCUCCUGCGCUGGUUUUCUGUUUGGCGUGGCCAACACAGCCGGGGCCUUGGCAGGUGUCGUGGGUGUGUGCCUGGGUGGCUACCUCACUGAGACCGCAGGCUCCUGGACGCCCGUGUUCAACCUGGUGGCUGUCGUCAGCAGCCUGGGGCUGGGUGCCUUCCUGGUGUUCGGAGAAGCCCAGCGGGUGGACCUGAGCCCCGCCCGCCAGGACCUCUAGCUACCCAGCCACCCCUGGACACCUGAGUGUCCUCCAGGACCCAAGAGUUCCCUGGGGAUCUGACCGUCCCCCAGGGACUCGGCCAUCCCCCGGGUGCCAUCAGCCUCGGGGCCCCGGGUCAGUUUAAGAGCCUCCCACCCCUGACUGGGGUGUGUGAGUGCGGAGCUGGGCAACCUGGCUGGGCCUCAGCUUCCCCUGCUGGGUGAGCAGGGUUGGUACUUUCAGUAGCAGCAGCUUCAUCACCGACACAGUCGGCCCGUCGCCCCCCUGCAGGAGGGCCUGCCUGUCACUGCAGGGCCGUUCACUGCAGGGCCGGUUGCUGGAUUUGAGUCUGACCCCCAAAACCUGCUUCGCUUUGUUUCUCUGUGCUUGAGGCUCGAUUGUGACCUUCAGUGGGGCUGUCUGUGCACCAGAUGAAGGCCGUUGGGGGGCCGUGUGCUUCUGCUACUCUAGGCAGCCAGGCUGAGACCCCAGUCAAGGGGUGGGUAGCAGGCUGGAUGCCCAUGCCCACUUCUGGGGACCCCUGCCCCCAGUACCCCCAGCCUGUGUGGGAUUGCCCAGCCCUAGCCAUGCAUUCUGUGUCCUGGCACCUGGUGACCCACCUGUGAGGGGAGCCUGGGCACCCCCUCCUGCCCAAGAAGCUUCCUGGAACCAGGCCAGCUGUGCCGUCUCUCACCCUCCCCUUUAUGACGGAGAAACAGGUCGCCUCAUGAAGUAAUAGUAGAUUUUGCGAGAUGUCGAUGUAGAGAAAAGACACUAAACACGCAGAAAAUCACACCAAAAAUGUAUUUCAUAGAUGACUAUUAAACUAUUUAAAAGGAA